Kwoniella shivajii is the source of this 1449-nucleotide messenger RNA. RefSeq lists its product as uncharacterized. The record is from RefSeq and is a predicted model, not a curated record. The transcript is spliced from 2 exons. Bases 1 to 1449 code for a protein of 482 amino acids. NCBI's taxonomy places the organism in Eukaryota, Fungi, Basidiomycota, Tremellomycetes, Tremellales, Cryptococcaceae.
AUGUCAUCUAUACCACCGAGAAUACCUACUCCACCUUCUCCACUACCUCAAUCCUUGUCUCGCCCGAGAGUUGGAUCAAUGAAUACGAACACUACAAGAUCGUUUUCACACAGUUCAACGACUAGAUCCAUGGGUGAUUGGGAUGAUAGUGAAGAGUCAAUAAUUGAUAAUCGAAGAAAUGGUAAAAGGAAAAAGAGGGAUGAACCUACUUCACCCAUUGUUGUCGUUUUAUACGUGGUAGCAUUGUAUCUGAUCUUCCAGAUUCUUACAAGAUCAGAUGAAACUGAGAUAUUAUCACAUUUACCGACCACGAAUUCAAUCAGAUCAUCAAUAUCGAGAUCAUCCAUGGAUUCUUUGAUGAGUUAUCCACAAUCACAUUCCAAUUCGCAUAACGGUCAAAAUCAAAAUCAAAAUCAUUUACCAUAUGGUUUCCCACAAUUGCCCAAUCCAUUACCUACUGUAUUACCUCAAUCAAACGAAACGAGUUGGUUCAGAUUUAUAACAGGUAUUUUAAUAUAUCCUUUCUAUUUGUUAAUCACAUUAUUAGCAAUUCCAUUACCACUCUUAUUAAACCUGUUAUACAUUCUCAAAGAAAUCUGUUUGGUGUUAUUCUAUCCUAUUGCGAUAACAUCUAAGAUAUUUUAUAGAUCAUUCAUAUCAGCUCCAUUGGGCGUAGUCCUCCAAAUCGUGGAAGCGUUUUACCCGUUGUACGUUUUCGUAGGUGGAGUCAUUGGUGUGGGUACUGUUAUGGGUUUAAGUGCAGGUUGGUUGGGUAGAUUCAUUUUAGAUAAAUUUUUAUCUUGGAAACGGAAUGGAAGUUCAAGUAAACAUGGUUCCACUUCCAAAAAGAAAAAGACAAGUCUGAUAUCGACCUCGAUCUCAAAUUCAAAUUCAAAUUCAAACUCAAAUUCAAAUUCGAUGAAUACGUAUAAGAGAAGAGAUUAUGAUAGACGAUAUGAUCGGGAACAAGAUGAAAUAGAAUUUGAAAGAGAAAGAGCUAGAGAUAGGUUAACACCCAAAAGAGAAAUCAGAAAAACACCAGUUUUGGAUAUCGGUUCUUCGAAUAUCAGAGGGACUAGGAAAGACGAAAAGAGACAAAAUCAACUUCAGAAUCAACAUCAUCAUCAACAAAGUCACCAUCGUCAGAAAACCAGAUACGAAUCUAACGAUCGUGAACUUGAUAUUGGAGAUGAUCAAGAAGAAGAAGAAGAAAGUUCAAGUAGCUCAGCAGAGAAAAUCGCUACUCCAAUCAUCAUGAAAAAGAUGAUUCAAGAUCAAAAUGCUCCCAAGACUUCCUCGUUGUCAAGCCAUGGCCAUGGACAUGGACAAGACAUCAGGAAGAAGAGUGCUAAAAAAUUGACUUUUGAAGAGGAAGCUAGAGGUACCGCGAGACAACCUGUAGUCGUAGGAGUGAGAAGAAGAGGUGUAAGAGAUAACUAUUCCAUGUAA